Galeopterus variegatus (Sunda flying lemur) is the source of this 867-nucleotide messenger RNA. Its product is annotated as mucin-16-like. The transcript has 6 exons. NCBI's taxonomy places the organism in Eukaryota, Metazoa, Chordata, Mammalia, Dermoptera, Cynocephalidae. The record is from RefSeq and is a predicted model, not a curated record. The coding region runs from base 1 to 867 and encodes 288 amino acids.
AUGGCUUCAUUUCCCAUGACCGAAGCUCCAGAAGCCAGCUUAGCUACCUUUUCAAGCAGUCCAAACUCUAGGACAGAACCAAGUCCUGAGGACACUACUACAUCUGCCAUUGAAGAGAGCCUAACUUCAUCAGCUCCAACACUGUCCCCCUCUUCAGUUUCCAAUACCACUGGCUCUUCAACCAGCACAGUCCUCCAUCAGAUGACUUCCUCUCCAGCUACCCCACAUACAGUGGAUACCAGUCUUGGGACAGAGAGCAGCACUACUGUAGGAUCCACAGUUACAUUCAGUACUUCGGAGAACUGGCCCCAGCCAGUCAAGACAUCUUUAUCAUUCGUUUCAGAUACCAGCAUGACAGAGGGUAUUGACUUGGGAAUAGUAACAAGUGCUUCUCAUGCCCCUCCACACUCAACUCAGUUGACAAUAACCGAUGGCAUUGUGGAACGCAUCACAAAGAUACCCAAUGAAGCAGCACGUGGAGUAACCGAUGGCAUUGUGGAACGCAUCACAAAGAUACCCAAUGAAGCAGCACGCGGAGGUACCGCGGGACCACUCAAGGACCCUCUCGCAUCCACAUCAUCUGCUAGCCCUGGAGGACUACCUACAGGAGGAACAGAAAGAGUAGAGACCACCACAGCUCUGAAGACCACCACAGCCACUUUGACCACUAGAGUCUCUGCUCCCACUUCAGAAACACCGACUGUCCUUGGGACAUCAGGGAAAACAACCAGCAGGAAGACCACAGCCUCAUUGUUCACCCAACUUGGUGCACAGACAAGUUCAGCCAUUACAACUUCGACUGUCUCACCCAGUGUAUCAGGGAUGGUGACCUCACUGGUCACUAGUUCUGAGGCAGAGACAACAUAA